Suillus bovinus is the source of this 1059-nucleotide messenger RNA. RefSeq lists its product as uncharacterized. Bases 1 to 1059 code for a protein of 352 amino acids. The transcript has 6 exons. The record is from RefSeq and is a predicted model, not a curated record. Lineage: Eukaryota; Fungi; Basidiomycota; Agaricomycetes; Boletales; Suillaceae.
AUGAAGAAGUCAUUACUCGCAUCUGUGAUUGAUCAAUGGUCGGUGGUGCCCCCAGUGGAGACGGCUGAUCUAUCUGGAAAAACAGUUCUUGUCGUCGGUGCCAAUGUGGGCAUUGGAUUCGAGGCAUCAAAACACUUUGCCCGUAUGCAACCAGCGCGGUUGAUAAUUGCCUGCCGUAACGAGGCCAAGGGGAAGGUCGCUUUGGCUGAAAUUGAACGAGAGACCGGAUACAAUGGAUGCGAGCUCUGGAUAGUCGACCUUGCAAAUUUUGCAUCAGUCACCACAUUUUCUGAUAAAUUCAAGAGGGAGGGCGGUGAUUUGCAUAUCCUUGUCAUGAACGCAGCAAUCGUGCAGCUCGUUUACCAGCCCACCGCUGAUGGCUGGGAGUCCGUACUACAAGUCAAUCAUCUUGCAACGUCACUUCUUUCUUUGCUCCUCAUUCCGCAAUUAGUCGCUGCGGGGGAAAAGUCUUCAACACCUUCACGGAUAGUAAUUGUGUCCAGUGAUCUUCACUACUGGAUCACGCCCGCGAAAGAGGUCGAGGCUUCCACGACACCACUUGAAACGCUGAGCAACGAAGAGUGGUGUAUACCUGAGCACAUGCAAUCCCGGUAUAAUGAAUCAAAGCUGUUGAAUGUUCUCUUCGUUCGUGCCUUGACGGACAGGUUGCAGUCUAUCACACCACUCAGCGCUGUGGCCGUGAACCCAGGAUACUGUUAUUCACAAUUACGGCGUGACUGGUACAAGAAACCGACCUUUUCAUUUGCCAGAAUAGCGGUCGCUCUCAAUGAACGUCUCCUGGCGUGGACGGCUGAACAAGGUAGCCGUCAGCUUGUAUUUGCUGCGGUGGGCGGACGAGACAAUGAAGACAAUAUGAAAGCCGGGUACGUAAACCUUGGCCGCCUCAUAGAGGUCGCCGAUUUCGUGCUGAGCGACGAGGGUCGUAAAUUUCAGAACACUGUUUGGAAUGAGACUAUAGACAUUCUGAACGGCGUUUCUGACAAGAUUGCUCCAAUAGUUCAAGAUUAUCUCGUCGUACCUGAUUCGUCCAUAAACUGA